AAUCUUACUGUAAGUCUGACUGUAUUUUAGAAAACGUCUGAAACAAUCGACAUGGACUGCUUAAACGUUGCCAAAAUUUUACCGCAUUCCCCACAGAAGAUACGAGGACAGAUUCAGGUUAUUUUCGGACCGAUGUUUUCAGGAAAAAGCACUGAACUGAUGCGGCGCGUGCGGAGGUUUCAGGUGGCUCAGUAUUCCUGUCUGCUCAUCAAAUACGCCAAAGACACACGCUACUCUCAGACGGGGAUGGCCACGCAUGACAUGAGCACGAUGGAGGCCGUUCCUGCCAGCCGUCUGCGGGACGUCCAGAGUCUGUCGCUCCAGGCCUGUGUCAUCGGCAUCGACGAGGGACAGUUUUUUCCAGACACCGUUGAGUUCUGUGAGGAAAUGGCCAACAUGGGAAAGACCAUCAUAGUAGCAGCACUGGAUGGAACCUUCCAGAGAAAGCCCUUCGGUAAUAUCCUGAAUCUGGUUCCUCUGGCGGAGAGCGUGGUCAAACUGAACGCCGUCUGCAUGCAGUGCUACAAAGAAGCCGCUUACACCAAAAGACUCGGAGCUGAACAAGAGGUGGAGGUGAUCGGCGGAACUGAUAAAUAUCACGCUGUGUGUCGAGCGUGUUAUGGAGGGCUCAUGGCGUGUAAAGAGAACCACGAUCCACAGAGAGAGGAGACGCCGCCACACGUGAUGUCAGGAAAACCGCUCGCUCAAAGCGCUCCACGAAAACUCUUCGCUUCCCUUCAUUUAUGAGCCGGACUGUUACCACAUAGAUUUAACUCACUAGAGUGAGAAUUUAGCACUUCCAUUUUUUCCUGUGUGUACAGUAGCUUGUAGUUUAAAGUGGUUCGUAGUUUAAAAUAUAGUGGGUUUGUACUUUCAGUUUAAUAAUGAGUCAAUCAUUUGUAUGCAUUUUAAUUUAAACAAUUUUAAAAUAAUUUAUAAUUGUCUAACGGAGCGACCAGCUGACACCCAGAAACACUGCCAACGAGUGAUGUGUUAUGAUUAUAAUGAGAACGAAUAAAAUUUGAGUUGAUUUUGA
This is a messenger RNA of Carassius gibelio (silver crucian carp), 1036 nucleotides long. RefSeq names its product thymidine kinase, cytosolic. The record is from RefSeq and is a predicted model, not a curated record. Lineage: Eukaryota; Metazoa; Chordata; Actinopteri; Cypriniformes; Cyprinidae. Gene Ontology annotation, biological process: thymidine metabolic process. The transcript has 7 exons. Gene Ontology annotation, molecular function: ATP binding; thymidine kinase activity. The coding region runs from base 52 to 747 and encodes 231 amino acids.